AUGUCUUCGGUCGGUUCUUCUUUGAAUUCAAGCAAUCGACAAACCAACGAAAGAGGAAUUCCGACAAGAUGCAAUUGCGGCAAGGCAGUGGAUCGUUUCACUUCAAACACUGUCAAAAAUCCGGGAAGAUUGUUCCAUUGUUGUCCGAUGGGAUCUGAGAAGGACAAAACACACUUGUUCAAAUGGACUGAUAUAUCAGUUGUUGAAGAAAUUGAAGAUUUUCGGGAUCUGUUUGACGUGCUGCUCGUGGACAAUUCCGAGUUUCAUAAAUCAAUGACAGCUUCUGAGACCAUCCUGAAACGCCAUACGAGUAGAGUUGAAGAAAUGGAAGAAGCAAUUGCUCGUUGUGAAGAAAAUUCCAUGGAGUGCAUUAGAGAGUUAAGGGUCAUCAAAGCUGUGUUUGUGUGUUGUUUUGUUAUGGUCUUCAUGUACCUUACAUUUGCAUGA
Messenger RNA from Raphanus sativus (radish), 447 nucleotides. RefSeq lists its product as uncharacterized. NCBI's taxonomy places the organism in Eukaryota, Viridiplantae, Streptophyta, Magnoliopsida, Brassicales, Brassicaceae. Gene Ontology annotation, molecular function: zinc ion binding. The record is from RefSeq and is a predicted model, not a curated record. The coding region runs from base 1 to 447 and encodes 148 amino acids. The transcript has 2 exons.